AUGUUUCACCACCGGCGUUUAUUUUUCUUCGACGUUUUUCUGUGGAUAGCCACCGGUUUGGCCGUUUUGUCGCCAAUACCAUCGGUCGUCAUGGCGACGACGGAAUCGACCGGCGUCGGUAACGGCCGACUCUUCCGCGAAAAUUUCCAGCGACUCCAGACACUCGGAAUGUGCGGAAUUCCGCGCCCGCGCGUUUUCUACGUCGAAGAUCAUCCGGAAGUGGAUGCCACUUUGACGUACCAUCCGUCAGCGACGGUUCUGCACCGGUGCGAUCCUUCCGGCGGAUGUUGCCUGGACCGGCGUAAACAAUGCGGUCCGCUAGUCGAGUCUGUCGUCACUGUCGUCUUCUUCGUUCACCCCAAUCGCCCCAGGCAGCCGGUCGCAGUCGCAGAUGGAACAUCCACCGCCAACCGCGCGCUUUUCAAAUCGCUGGAAUUCGUCAAUCACACCCAGUGCACUUGUUCCGAUAUCAACGACGUCCCGAGACGUUGAAAUUUGUAUUGCCUCUGGCAUUUUUCUUAACAUGUAAAUUUUGUGUUUUUUUUUUUCGCCAAACGAAAUUCAAUAUUUACUUUAACCACGCCCUAUUGACCCCCCUCCGGACAUGUGUUUUUAUUUCAAAUUGUGUUGGACUUUAAUCGCGUUUGAUACGACGGUUGAAGUUUGUGUGUGUGACAGGACCCAAAAAAUAAAGUCAAUGUCCGUCCUUUUUUUUCAUUUCUACCGAC
Molecule: messenger RNA, 728 nt
Organism: Daphnia pulicaria
Lineage: Eukaryota; Metazoa; Arthropoda; Branchiopoda; Diplostraca; Daphniidae
Exons: 2
Coding region: 1-492 (163 amino acids)
Biological process (GO): hemocyte migration
Cellular component (GO): membrane
Molecular function (GO): growth factor activity
Source: RefSeq, a predicted model, not a curated record